AUGCCAAAUCCCAACCUCGGAUCAGGGCCCAGGAUCCCCUCCCGCAAGGGGCCAAACCCUCUCUUCUUCCUCGGCAUGGUCGUCGCCAGUUCCCUCGCAUUCUUCGGCCUGGCAGAGAAGAGGCAACAGGACAACGAAGCUAAGGGUAUCAGGCCCGUCAACACUUCGUCGAGUCUGUUUAUGAGGUCGGGCAAGGAGGGGGAGAAGAUCGACAUGCCAAACCCUAGAAGAUACCACCACCCCUUUGCAGGCAUCACUCUAUAUAAUCAUCGACCCAUGCAUCUUUUCAAAUGGACCAUCGCCGCAGAUACUCGAGCCCCACCCAUCCAGACGCAGCCUGAUACAGGUUCUGCCACCCCAAGCAACUUGAUCACCAGUGACAGAAAGGACACGGGCUCUGAUAUAUCAGCCCAGGACCAAGAUUCGUCUGCCAAUCGCCACAGGCAAUUCCAAGACCAAGUCGGGCAACUGCCAACCAAGGGAGCCAGCGAGGCCAUCUUCUCUCCUCUUGGGACGAGCUUUGGUGUUGAUACCCCCGACUUGCUGUCUCCCACAGGGUCGAUGGUAGCCAUGCACGGCUCGGUCGUCAGCACCCCUUUCCCCAAGAACAGCGACCAACAACAUCAAGCUGACUGGGAGCGAUUCGCACAUCUGACUGCUUUCCAGCGAAAGAAGGACCGCGACGCCACAGCAGACUCUGUCAAAGGAGCUGCAUCCAGUGCUUGUCUCGACACCGAAGACGAUUCUGUCUCUCCCGAGCCUGUGCAUAAUGGCCGAAUCAUUGCGAUAGACUUCGAUGAUGUAUGUACGCAAAACAUGCUUGCCAUCAUCACCGAGCACAAUGUGCAGUACGGGACCGACUUGACACUUGACGACCUUGAAAGCUAUGUGUUCUGGCAGAACAGAGGCUGGGGUUCUCCCGCUGAUUGCACGCGCAAGGUCAAAUCGCUCAACCAACUCCUCCCAAAGACAGCUCCCAUCCCAGGCUUUGACGACGCGCUUCCUGCAUGGUUCUGCGGCUCGUAUUCGUCUGCAUACCCCGACCUCCAAGCAAAGGGCGACACCGCAAGCGCCGUAGAGAGGGAGAAGGAGAUGAAUGAGAAGCUCAGACAGAUCUGGAAAGAAGGGGUGACCUCUGGAAAGUCGGGUUUGGGCAAGCUUCGAAUCCUCCGUCAAAUAAACGCCUCGCUAUUCAUCGAUGACCACCACGGUAACCUCGAGCCCAUCAUCCAAGCUGAUCCGCCCAUCCCAUGCCUUCUUUUCGGCACUUAUGGAUGGAAUCGUUCGCGCAGCAGCCUCUCCUCGCCGGUCGAGCUCAUGGACUAUGAGGAGAGGAUUGCGCAAGGGUUCCCGCUUCCUUUCAAUGAGAUCCUCACGGGCAAGGAUCAUGGGCUUCAUAGGGUCAAGGACUGGGGUGAUGUUGUACAGUGGGUCAAGGAGUGGGAUAAAGAGGCCAAGGACGCGGAUUACUAG
This is a messenger RNA of Cryptococcus wingfieldii CBS 7118, 1473 nucleotides long. RefSeq lists its product as hypothetical. NCBI's taxonomy places the organism in Eukaryota, Fungi, Basidiomycota, Tremellomycetes, Tremellales, Cryptococcaceae. The record is from RefSeq and is a predicted model, not a curated record. The transcript is spliced from 6 exons. The coding region runs from base 1 to 1473 and encodes 490 amino acids.